UUUUAGUAUAAGGGAACCGUGUCAAUAAUUUCUUCUAAUUUCAUAAUGAAAGUUGAGUAACUGCUCCAGUUUACCCCCAAAACAGAAGCACAACAAAUGCGCGUUGCUCCGCCCCCCCACUGUGUUUGUCAUAAACCUGGCUCCUGGCUCCAAUAAACCCGGGCUAAGAGCGCCCUGGGCUCGCCUCCUUCUCCAAGGCGAUCAAUAGGAUCUCAGGCGCACUCCAAGCCUCUCUUACGUAGACAUCCAACAAGGAGAGAGCCGACACAACAACACGCUUGAGCUGCUCCAACACAAAAAAUCUACCUGCUUUCUGAAUCAUGUCGUUGAGCCCAAAGCACACAACGCCUUUUUCAGUGACAGAUAUUUUGAGUCCAAUCGAGGAGACCUACAAGAAGUUUAGUGCCAUGGACGGCGCAGGGAACCUAACCUCUCCACUGGGAGCCUACCGGCAGCCUCAGGUGUCUCAGACCGGCAUGCAGCAGCACUCCAUGGGCCACAACACCGGCGUGGCCACCGCCUACCACAUGCCGCACUCGGUGUCCCAGUUCUCCCACAGCGCCAUGGGGGGAUACUGCAAUGGGAGCAUUGGCAAUAUGGGAGAGCUGCCGUCCUACCAGGAGAGCAUGAGGAAUAGUGCUGCAGCAACAGGCUGGUACAGCACCAACCCGGAUCCAAGAUACUCCACCAUUUCUAGAUUCAUGGGACCUUCCACAGGUAUGAACAUGGCGGGCAUGGGGGGUCUCACCGGGAUGGCGGACGCCUCCAAGUCCAUGCCGGUGCUGCAUGCUGCACCCAGGAGGAAGCGGCGCGUCCUCUUCUCGCAGGCUCAAGUCUACGAGCUGGAGAGGAGGUUCAAGCAGCAGAAGUACCUGUCGGCACCGGAAAGGGAGCACCUGGCCAGCAUGAUCCACCUGACGCCGACCCAGGUGAAGAUUUGGUUCCAGAACCACCGAUACAAGAUGAAGCGCCAAGCAAAGGACAAAGCGGCGCAGCAGUUGCAGCAGCAGCAACAACAACAGAACCAACAACAACAACAACAACAACAACAGGACGGGACCAUGUGCCAACAACAGGCCCAAUCCCCGAGACGUGUUGCCGUACCGGUUCUGGUCAAGGACGGCAAACCGUGCCAGAACGGCUCCAACACGCCGACGCCGAACCAGCAAGGUGUGCAACAGCAGCAGAACCAGCAACAGAACGGAGCCGGAGUGGUUCUAGGCCAGCACCAGAACCAGCAGCAGGUGAACGCUUUGGACCUGGAGGAGAUGUCGCCCAGCCCCCCUUCCCUGCACAGCCAGCUCAGCAUGGCUCAGAUAGACAGUUCUGCCGUAGACUACACCAGUAACAUGGUCAGCUCGAACCUGCUUUACGGCAGAACGUGGUAGGACCGAUGCAGACACUUUUCUACCAACCUGCGGAUCAUGAGCCCAUCAUAAACACACACAAACACAUACAAUAUAUAAAUAAAAUAAAAUAAAAGCGAGGCCCCAUGGGGGACGCACUGACAACAAGUACCAGCUGACCAGGGCACAUUUUCUUGACAUCUCUAAAGGAGGGAGUCUAUUUUUGAACAUUAAACACAUGCUUGACCUUUCAAGACGCUUUGGACCCCUUUUGUAAUCUUUUGGACCUUCCUCAUAAUGUUUUAAUGCUAGUCUAUGUUGAGAAAAAAAACAAAAAAAAAAGAAUAUGGGACAGAGGUGAGCUCCAGUUUGACGUCACAACUGGCAUUUUGUCAUAUUGUAAACUAAUGUAUUCAAUUAGAAUAUGAAAUAAAUUAGGGACUUGUCUAACACGACAAUGCGUUUUAAUUGUAUAAAUACUCGUUAUUUGUUUUCUUUAUUCUUUUUUGUAAGUUAAAAACGGAACAAAUGGAGCUGCUGUAUAUGUUUCAAACCCAAGUGAACAAUAAGAAUAAAUAACUUGAAGUGUGAGAGCUAUUUCGGAGGAAGUUUUUUUUUUUUUUUUUUAAAGAAUUUGUUUUGAAGUGCAUUUUCAUUAUGUUGUGAUUGAGACCAAAUUGAGCUGGAAAGCAAGGUCGAUGAGGGAGCCAGUAUUGUUCAGGUGACAUUUUGAAGGGCUGCCUUUUAUACUGGAUGUCUGUCAUAAGACCGGAGCAUAUCCCCUCUAAAAAAAAAAUAUCAUUGACUAACACUUGCCUGCAGGGAAACCACUAUCUGCAAUCUAUACUGUAUAUGCACGUACUAUACCUCCAUCAUUUGGCUUCCUUUUGCCGUUAUCUGAUUGGACAGUUUCAUUUUUGAACGCAACUUGCCAUGCAUAAUUACCACCUCGUAUUAUAUUUGAUAAAUACUUGUAUUCAUAUUAUAUAAUAAUUGUAAAUAAUAAUAACUAGUGUGUAUCUUACUAAAAACUAUAUUUGGGUAUAGGCUACACUUAAUUCAUAUCUAUAUGAAUAAAGAAAAUUACAUAAAUAAAAUAAUAUAUAAUAUUAUUAUUAUAUUAUAAUAAUAUAUAAUAAAAUACAUCAAAUUCUUAAUGUGAAUUUUCCCAUUCAAAUCGGACAUAAUAUUUUUUUACA
Molecule: messenger RNA, 2545 nt
Organism: Doryrhamphus excisus (bluestripe pipefish)
Lineage: Eukaryota; Metazoa; Chordata; Actinopteri; Syngnathiformes; Syngnathidae
Source: RefSeq, a predicted model, not a curated record